AUGGCUUCUCUUCCGCUUCUCCACCACCUCAUCCCAUCUCUUCCCCUUCCAACAUCACACACCACCUUCAACAACACAUCAACCACAACUCUCUUCUUCUUUUCCAAAAACAAACCUUCCCUAACCCUCAAAUGCUCUUCCACCUCAAAACUGGACCAAGAACAAGAACAAGAAACAAUUGAGUUCGAAGCUCCCUUGAGCCAAGUGUGGAGGGAAAUCCAAGGCAUGAACGAUUGGAAAGGGUUGAUAGAGCCAACCAUGAACCCUCACCUCCGAAGAGAAAUAAUCCGGUACGGCGAACUCGCACAAGCAUGCUACGACUCCUUCGACUUCGACCCUCACUCCAAGUACUGUGGAACAUGCAAGUACCACCCUUCACACUUCUUCCACAAACUCAACUUGUCCCACUCCGGCUACUCCAUCACCCGCUACCUCUACGCCACCUCCAACAUCAACCUCCCCAACUUCUUCCAGAACUCCAACCUCGCCUCCGUCUGGAGCCCACACGCCAACUGGAUGGGCUACGUCGCAGUCAUCACCGACAAGGAACACGUCAAACGCCUCGGACGCCGCGACAUCCUCAUUGCAUGGCGCGGAACAGUAACCUACCUCGAAUGGAUCCACGACCUCAAAGACAUUCUCCGCCCCGCGUUCUUCUCCAACGACCAAACCAUCAAGGUUAAACGUCUUCUUAACUACUACAAAGACGAAGAGGUUAGCAUCACCAUCACCGGGCACAGUCUCGGCGCUGCCUUGGCCGCUCUGAGCGCCUACGACAUAGCUGAGGUGAGGCUAAACGUGGUUGACAACAGUGAACGUGUUCCAGUGACCGUGUUUUCGUUUGCAGGGCCUAGAGUUGGGAAUUUGAAGUUUAAAGAGCGGUGUGAGGAGCUUGGGGUGAAGGUGUUGAGAGUGGUGAAUGUGCACGAUGUGGUGCCCACCGUGCCGGGGAUAAUAACAAACGAGAAGUUUUUGUUUCAGAAGUACAUAGAGGAUGCUUUGUCGUUUCCAUGGAGUUAUGCGCACGUGGGAACGGAGAUUGCGUUGGAUCAUAAGGAGAGUCCGUUUGUGAAGGGGAACAAGGAUCUGGUGAGUGCGCAUAACUUGGAGGUGCACCUGCACUUGGUGGAUGGGUACCAUGGGAAGGGGAAGAGAUUCUCUUUGGCGUCCAAGAGAGACAUAGCACUGGUGAACAAGAGCUGUGAUUUUCUGAGGAGUGAGUACGGUGUUCCGCCGCAUUGGCGGCAGGAUGAGAACAAGGGAAUGGUGAGGGACGGAGAUGGGCGGUGGAUUCUUCCUGAGCGUCCUAGAUUGGAGGCUCAUCCGCCAGACAUGGCUCACCAUCUCCAGCAAGUGAUAGACAACCACCUUCCAUGUCAGCCGCAACAAGAAGAAAUCAUGUAA
Messenger RNA from Sphenostylis stenocarpa, 1404 nucleotides. Lineage: Eukaryota; Viridiplantae; Streptophyta; Magnoliopsida; Fabales; Fabaceae. The record is from the annotation of a GenBank genome assembly.